CUGACCAUUUGGAAACUCGGGCACUGCCCGAGGGCUCGGGGUCAGUAGGGGGCCCAUGAGAUGCCCCUGGUACCUUUUUCAUAGGCUUUUUUGUAUUUGGGCAAGGACACAGGGGGCCCAUGAUCCCCAAUUGCCCGGGGGGCCCCAUAAGUUGUCAAUCCGCCCCUGGCUGUGUCCAAUCACAGCAUUGGUUCCCAUCUGUAUCACACCAAUGCCACAUAUCAGUGCCCAUCUGAGCUGCCUUUCAGUG
This is a messenger RNA of Staurois parvus, 250 nucleotides long. The record is from the annotation of a GenBank genome assembly. Lineage: Eukaryota; Metazoa; Chordata; Amphibia; Anura; Ranidae.